AUGCGUGACAUGCGUAGUCUUCAGGAUCUAAAGGCGUGCAUCCUAAGGUGUCGGAGAUCAGAUCUUGAUAGGCUAAUCAAGCUCACAAAUCUUCCACGUGGAGGCUUAAAACAGGAUAUACAACUGAGACUUAUUGCAUAUUUGGAUCAAGAGCCCUCAACAGAAUUCCUUGUUGCCCUCAUAGAACUAAAUAAACGGAUGUACAGUACAAACAAUCUUCAACCUACUCGACAAGCAAAUGGAAAAGCCAACCCAUCUCAGCCUACAAAUGAUCCUCUUACUUCUCGGCUGUACCUAACUGCUGCUGCUACUACUACUACUAGUCGUCCUACAGAAAUACCGGUAAAUAAUCAUCAGUCACACCCGCGUUCGACAGGAACAAAUGUGAAUUUCAGUUGUCAAAAGGAUCAGUCACAUUCCAGUCUUCCCAAUUCACAACUUUGUCAGAAUAGUACAAGUGUUGUUGAACAGUCGUCCUCGAGUAGCAUGAAUGCAGAAAUCGAAAGGCAGCAUCAAUUCCAGCAGACCAGUUCAUCAUAUCAGUUUCCGUAUAAUUCAUCCAUAUCUCAGAAUCCUAUGAUUACUCCAUCUGUUUGGGCAGCAUGGGCAUCUGCCAACAAACUAUUACCAAAACACCAGGGAGCAAAAAACUCAUCAUCUGAACUUCUUGAAACUUCUCAUAGCAGUUCUUGUUCCCAUAUUGCUGUUACGUCCAUUCCUAACCCAUCCAAUCAAGGUUUGUCUUUCGUAUCUUCUCAAACUUCGGCGUGUACAUCAGGUUCUGAAUCAAAUAAAGCUGGUGUCACCUACAAAAUAGGCCCCCUUAUAACAUUGGCUGGAGUCGAUGGAUCAUUUAAACUACCUAAUGUUCUCCCAGAAUUCUACUUCAAAGAGUCCCCUUUUUUAAAAUUGAUUGAUGUUCUCUCGCCACCACAAAUUAUCCUUCCUGCACAUAUUGGUUUUGCUACUGGUCGUCGAUCCUACGACCGUUCUUUAGCGCUAAGAUUUACAUCAGAUCAAGUAGAAACUAUCACUUAUCAUUGUUGUCGUGGAGCUGAUGACCGGAUGGAAUUUGGAGUACAAGUGAUUAUGCGUUUUGCUCGAUUAGAUCCACAGGCUUGUCAAGAUCUUGUAGAAACAUAUGAAUUGUCUGGUGGUCGUAAAUCGAACAAUUCAACUAUAAAUAAGCCUAUUCAAAUUCCUCAGGUUGAUGAUAGUUUACCAGUUCACUUAAUAAUUCAAGUAAAUGGUCGUCCUAUUCCACUACCACCUCUUUUACCAAGUAAUCGUCCAGGUAUGGAUGGACGACGUAAUGCCAGACCUAUCAAUAUUACACAAUGUCUUCAUGUUUCUCCUACUGUUCCAAAUUACAUCAAAUUGACUUGGACUCAUGAUUAUGCUAGUUUUACAUACAAUGUUGUCGGAAUAUACCUGAUGCGUAGGCGUUCACCUCAACAAUUAUGUACUUUAUUAAAUUCUACUUCAUUUAAAAGUGCUAAUACAAUGCGAAUGGAGAUAAUAAGAAAACUCAGUUCUAAUGCUAAUAGUAUUAAUAGUAUUUCUGGUGUACUUAAACAGAGUCGUUCCACAGGGAAUGCUGACGCCGGUGAUGAUGAUGAUGACGACGAUGUAGUAAUGCCAAAUACUUUGCCUGUUCAACUUCUUUGUCCCCUGUCUAAAUGUCGUAUUGAAGUGCCUGUACGUGGCCGUAAUUGUCGUCAUGUCCAGUGCUAUGAUGCAACAACUUACCUUAUAAUUAAUGAGCGUAAACCAACUUGGAAUUGUCCUGUGUGUGAUGUUAAAGCUCCUUACGAUGAUUUAAUAAUUGAUGGUCUAUUUCUAGAAGUUCUACGCUCAAAACGAGCUCAAGAUCUUGAUGAAGUUAUAUUUCAUGCUGAUGGAUCUUGGUCAUCUAUAAGUGGGCAUAUGAUGUCUAAUAAUCAGAUAGUAGAGCACGAUGCUGAUAAUAUGCUUACAUCGGAGUCACCAACAUGUGUUGAUUAUAAUCAACCGUACACUUUACAAGAAAGUCCUUACACAAGUCAUAUCACUCCGAAUUCCAUUAGAUCAGCUACAGAUUCAGUUGGAUCUUCUUCACUUGCACCAUCAUUUAACACUUUAUCCCCUACGAGCUCAGUGAAUUCUUCGUCUAAUCCAUAUACUCUUCCUGGUAAUGUAUUACCACAAUCUCCUGCAGUUAGUAUACUUCCUGGAAGUGUCGUAUCAUUGUCUAGAAAUGAUGUUAACACUUCUUCUACUGGCUCUACUGCAAAUGUUUGUCAAAUGCCACUUGUUAGUCAGUUGUCACGUGACAAAGAAAUAAACCAACAAGCCUGUCAAGAGCCCUCUACAUUCACUAUUGACUUAACACUGUCUGAUGAUGAAAAUGAACUGCCCAGUACAAGUGUACCAAAAACUUCAGAAAGCACCCCGUCAACAGUAGUGGCCAACCCUGCUGAACGUCCAGUUAAUAAAGUGACACCAAUGUCAUCAUCAUCUUCAUCUUUAUCACCACAAUUCCCACCUAGUGAAUUUUCACAUUCUGAAAAUAUUUCUCAAUUUCCUGUUUCUUCACGAAGUGAUGGUGCAUCCUCGUCAUCAUCAUCAUCAGCAGCACCCGCAGCAGUAGCAACAUCGUCAAACAUCGUUUCACACUAUAGUUGUUGUAGUCAGACACCUGUUUGUACAACACAAUCGAAUGUUACACGGCCAUCUUGUGUUGCUAUUAACCCAACUUGUAAUUAUCCUGCUACACACGUUACACCUUCGAGUAUGAAUCGUUUCCCAUCUUCAAGUGGUUGUGAUACAGUGAGAAAUCCAUGUAAUGUUAUCGUUAAUUCCAGUGUACAGUCUAAUAUUCCUGUCACCUUGUCAACAACAGCAUCACGUGGAAGUAAACGUUGCGCUCCGUCAGAGUAUAACCAUUCGCCAUCCGAUUGUCAUCAAUCUGUACAUCAAGUAAUAAACAAUGCUGAGGUACGUAAUAUCCCAACUAUUCAGAGUGUAUCAUCUCUUUCAAGCGAAGCUAGGCAUUAUCCGCAUCCACCAGCAAAAGUACCACGAAAUGAAGUUAUGCAUAAUCAAUUUCCUGGGCCUUCUUCAGCACGUUAUCAGGGUGUUUAUUUUAAUAAUGAUAAUAGUAAUGGUAAUAGUCCGAGAAGGUCUACAAAUAGUCCUGGUGUUUCAGAUACUUAUGCCCAUUAUACUGUUUAUCGACAACAACAAUCUCACAGUUUUCAUUCUAGACAGCCUACAUCUUAUCAUCCAGGUCUUUCAUCAGAUCGUCCAUAUCCCACUGAAAAUUCUUCAAAUAAUAACACUCGGUACACAACUUACAAUCAAAAUGAUGCCAACGGUAUUAGUCGAAUGGUAUCCAGUUAUUAUCCACCUUCUAGAAGUGGUAAUUAUCCAUCUCCACUUUGUGCUGAAUCAAAUCAGUAUAAUAGACCAAUAUUGCCUAAUCCUCGCAAUCCUUAUUCGUGUUAUGAUAUGAAUUACAGAAAUUCAGCUAGUCCAUCUUCUACCAGGGAAAUACCUCCUGUUUUGUUAAAUUGUAUUUGCAAUUCUCCAAAUUAUCGACUUUACGACUGCACUACCGAUUUACAGAUAUGGACAUACUUUUGCGUUAAUAGAAGUACUUGUUAUGAGUUAUUAUUGUUGGCGGCGGCGGUGGUUGUUAGUGAUGUAUUCAACUUGUUUUGUACAGAAGAAAUCCAAUUCAAAAUUUCCUCAUCAGAUGAAAUUCUCUCCUGUUCAGUGCUCAUUUUUGAUUAUUUACCUAUUCACAGUUCACCUGUAAAUAAUAUCAGUGAUGCAGUUUUACAAGUUAUUUUUGUUUAUUGUAUCUAUCUAUACGUGUGA
Trichobilharzia regenti is the source of this 3861-nucleotide messenger RNA. The record is from the annotation of a GenBank genome assembly. Lineage: Eukaryota; Metazoa; Platyhelminthes; Trematoda; Strigeidida; Schistosomatidae.